Molecule: messenger RNA, 1568 nt
Organism: Aspergillus candidus
Lineage: Eukaryota; Fungi; Ascomycota; Eurotiomycetes; Eurotiales; Aspergillaceae
Product: WD repeat protein
Exons: 2
Coding region: 117-1541 (474 amino acids)
Biological process (GO): protein polyubiquitination; transcription-coupled nucleotide-excision repair; proteasome-mediated ubiquitin-dependent protein catabolic process
Cellular component (GO): Cul4A-RING E3 ubiquitin ligase complex; nucleotide-excision repair complex
Molecular function (GO): protein binding
Source: RefSeq, a predicted model, not a curated record
GGAAGGCACGUGCACGGACCCCGUGACCCGAUUGCCAGAAAAGACAGGCAACCAACUCCCCGCCAAUCGAUCGCGUCUCAACUUCGACUUCAAGUUUACCAAACUUCCAUCAAUGAAUGAAUGCGUAUCUCUUGAACCGGACCAUUGGGUCUGUCGCUCCGUCCAGUUUCCAGGUCGCCCAGACCACCAGUCUGGUCCAUAACUUGGAGCCAGCGCCGGGAAUCCGAUUUUCCCAUCACAGGAGCGAUCAAGGGGGAGAUCAGACCCCCGAGGAUGACCCAGAUCAUAUAUUGGCCCACCGAUCGGGCACCAACGUGCUGGCCAUCGACCACUAUGAAGGCCGUUUCAUGGUCUCCGGGGGCGCGGAUCCAUCGAUCCAUCUCUGGGAUCUCGAGACGCGCGGAUCCGAACAGCACCAUGUCCAUCGCCCGGUGGCCUCGGUGGACCGGUCGUCGCAGACGGACACCCAUACACGGGCCAUCACGUCGGUCUCCAUCUAUCCCUUUGAUCCCGUCCCGUCGACCAUUCUCACCACGUCGCACGAUGGCACGCUGAAGCUAUCGGCCCUGGAGCCAGCCGCCAUCACCCCUGUCCACACAUUCCGACUGGACUGCACCCCAUACACGCAUUCCCUGUCCUCGCACCCGGGAUCGCCCCUUCUCAUCGCCGUCGGCACCUCCGAGAAACCCGUCCGACUGCUCGACCUGCGCUCGGGACUCUCCACUCACGGCCUCCCGGGCCACACCUCGUCCGUCCUCUCCGUCGCGUGGGCCCCGCACCAACCCCACAUCUUGGCCUCCGCCUCCGCCGACCACCGAGUCAUUCUCUUCGACAUCCGCCGUGGAGGCCACAACUCCGCCAUCGCCGCCCUAGACAUGGACGACGCCGUCGGCCUAGUCCCUCCCCGCCUCGCCCCACCGUCCCACCAGCCCCGCCCGCCCUUCUCCCCGCACGCGCGCGCUCACAACGGCGCCGUCACAGGCGUCCGGUGGACCGCCGCCGGAACCCACCUCGUCACCGCCGGCCAAGACGCGCGCAUCCGCGUCUGGGAUGCCUCGACAGGCGCCAAUACGCUUGUCCACUUCGGGCCCCGCGUCCGCAACAGCGUCACCUCGCACCUGGCGGAACGCGCCCCCCUCCUAGUUCCCACAGGCGUCAUGGAACCCGGGCGGGAAACUCUACUGUGGCCCAAUUUCAACGAGCAGGACGACCGCGGCGAGAUCUUCAUGUUCGAAUUCCGCGAGGGGGCCUUUGUCAAGCGGUUGCGCGUUCCGGGCCUCGUCACGACCGGUAGGAGGGACUUCCGGGGGCGGUCGAGCGCGCUGACCGCAGCGCGUAUCAAUGCGCUGGUCUGGCGCGGUAAUGGGGCGUCUGGGGCGGGUCUGGAGAUGUUCUCGGCGCAUGGCGAUGGCACGGUUCGGGCUUGGGCGUCGCGGGGGUCGGAGGCGGAUGAGAUGGAUGAUGCUGAGGAGGCGGAACAGGCGGAUCGAAAGCGUAAGCGCGAUGUUCUCAAUGAAAUCUAUCAAGGGUUUGUCGCGUGAUUCCUGGCCGGGGUCGGUGGAGUGUAG